This is a messenger RNA of Tachysurus fulvidraco (yellow catfish), 3598 nucleotides long. It is a transcript of the gene ndrg4, whose product is annotated as NDRG family member 4. The record is from RefSeq and is a predicted model, not a curated record. The coding region runs from base 173 to 1543 and encodes 456 amino acids. Gene Ontology annotation, cellular component: cytoplasm. Gene Ontology annotation, biological process: signal transduction; brain development; positive regulation of ERK1 and ERK2 cascade. The transcript has 18 exons. NCBI's taxonomy places the organism in Eukaryota, Metazoa, Chordata, Actinopteri, Siluriformes, Bagridae.
GAGACACAGAGAAAAAGAGGUUCAGAAAGCAGAGCCCUCAUAGGGUAGCAGCAUCUCAACAAAACACACACUCACACGCACACACACGCUUACAGAAGGAGCAGAAAAACAAAGAAGCCACACACUUGAAAAUCACCUCUGCAGAAGAAACAGCAUACACAAAAGCCUUGAGAUGGGGCCCGGAUUGUUCUGGAACUUCCCCUCCAAGACUAGCUGCACGGUUUCACAGACCCUGCUGCAGACGAUGUUGCUCUCCAAGAUGGCUGGCAUGAAGGAACAGCAAUUCAUCGAGGAGAAGCCGCUACUUCCAGAAACCAGAGGCCAGGAGACAGAAAUGGCGAGAGGAGCGUGUGUGAACGCAGGACCCUCACCCCAGCCAGCACGCCCUACCCGCAAGUGGCAUGAGAUCGCUCGCCAUUGGCUCGGUGUGACACGCCGCCACCGGACCAGCGGGGGGUGCAUCCCGGAGAACUGUGAAAGCUUCACACCCAUAGGAGACUGGAAGGAACAUGACAUUGAGACUCCCAAUGGGAUGCUGCAUGUGGUGAUCCGCGGGGCUCCAAAGGGCAACAAACCUGCAAUUCUCACCUACCAUGAUGUGGGACUCAAUCAUAAGCUGUGCUUCAACACUCUUUUUCAUAAUGAGGACAUGCAGGAGAUCACUAAACACUUUGUGGUUUGCCACAUUGAUGCUCCUGGCCAACAAGUCGGAGCCCCUCAGAUGCCAGCAGGGUACCAGUACCCCACUAUGGACCAACUGGCGGGUAUGCUGCCCAGCGUCGUCCAGCACUUUGGAUUUAAGAGCAUUGUGGGAAUUGGAGUAGGAGCCGGUGCUUACAUCCUUGCCAAGUUUGCUCUGAUCUUUCCUGACCUUGUUGAGGGUUUGGUUCUGCUCAACAUCGACCCGAAUGGGAAAGGAUGGAUUGACUGGGCUGCUUCCAAACUAUCUGGACUGACCAGCACACUGCCUGACAUAGUCCUACCUCACCUCUUCAGCCAGGAGGAGCUGAUGAACAACAGCGAGCUGGUGCAGAGCUACCGACAGCAGAUCAACAACACCAUCAACCAGUUCAAUCUGCAACUCUUCUGGAACAUGUACAAUGGCCGUAGAGAUCUGGAGAUGAAUCGCAGUGGGACUGUGAUAAACGCCAAGACACUCAGAUGCCCCGUGAUGCUGGUGGUGGGAGAUAAUGCUCCAGCAGAGGAAGGCGUGGUUGAGUGCAACUCCAAACUGGACCCGACCAACACCACUUUCCUGAAGAUGGCUGACUCGGGUGGACUGCCUCAGAUCACACAGCCUGGAAAACUGACAGAGGCCUUUAAGUACUUCCUGCAGGGGAUGGGAUACAUCGCGUCUAUAAAGGAUCGGAGGAUGAGUGGAGGACCAGUGCCCUCAGCCAGUAUGACUCGGCUGGCUCGCUCUCGCACUGCCUCUCUGACCAGCGGUGGCUCCGUGGACGGCUCUCGCAACCGAGCGUGCACACACUCGGACAGCACCGAGGGUGUGGGUCAGCUCAGCCACACCAUGGAGGUGUCCUGUUGAGCUCUCUCGCACACAAAUACACACACAUAUACACAUACAGUAUACACAAAAAACACAUGCGUAGAUGGAGGUCAUGGAACAGAUAGCAGUAGGGACUGAGUUGAAGGAAAGGGCAGAGAUUUGUUCCUCUGUGUGUUUCUGUUCUGUAAAAUGACACACUCCUCCAAUCUCUCUCCUGUGUGUUUCAUGGCUUCAUGGUUUUUUGCUCAAAGUGUAUUCGUGUUGUUGCUCCAGCAUCUUCUGUCCUGCUUACGUCACGUGAGCCCUGAAAAUAACUCCCAUCGUUCCCUGCUCUCGUGUCCUUUCACAGUCUCCAAGAGUGACUGGUUGCUUUAAAGCACAUAUGGAUUUUGAGUAAAAAAAAAAAGAAAGAAAGAAAGAAAGAAAGAAAGAAAGAAAGAAAGAAAGAAAGAAAGUAGAAACAAAAAAAAUGGAGAAAUUCAUGACUAACCAGUGAGUUUGAUGUUUUUAUUAAGGUCUUUAUAAUCUCCCUGACAUACCAUUAACUGUGGUUGUAAAUACGUAAAGAUGUUUUCUCCUCUAUUUGUCAAAUAUAUUAAGGUCUUUAAAUAUACAAUGCAUAAGUGUUUUUUUUUGUUUUGUUUUGUUUUGUUUUGUUUUUUUAGUUCAAGUAACCCGGGGGGCAGAGUUACUGCAGUGAUUUCCUUUGAAAACCCUGUAACAAUAAAGUAACAUAACUUUGGCUCUACUAGCUGGCUAAUAUUCGGUAUGUAGCUAAGGACAAAAAACCCUUAGAUUGAAUGACAAAAUACAUUGAGGGCACCAAUAAACAUAACACACCAAAUGCAUCCAGAUUGUGCUUUGUUUUUCAUUCUGUCUUUUCUUUUUUAGCUAGAUAUUAAGCUAUAGCUGAUGUUUGUCAAGAAGCUGGCUACUCUUGGGUCUGAGAUUUUGUUGAACUGCAAGUAAUUUUAUUCAUGAAUUUCUCCAUCUUAGAGUUUCUAAGCAGGAAGCAGGUUGAGGGAUGUCAUCUGGCAACGUACAAUAAUUCCGGUUCUCUGUCUUAGCCAUGAGCAGGAUUGUUUGAUUGAGGCUGCAGCCAAUCAGGUUUUAAGAUGUUAGUUCUUAGCCAAUCAUCACAGCUCAUAUGCAUUUCAAAUACUUCUAAAAUCUGUGCUAGUGACUACACCAAGUAGUACACUUACUGUAUUGCACACUACUCUACCAGUGACUACACCAAGUAAUACACUUCCUGUAGUGCACACUACUCUACCAGUGACUACACCAAGUAAUACACUUACUGUAGUGCACGCUACUCUACCAGUGACUACACCAAGUAAUACAUUUACUGUAGUGCACGCUACUCUACCAGUGACUACACCACCUGUAGUACACUUACUGUAGUGUGCACUACUCUACCAGUGACUACACCACAUUUAGUACACUUUUAGUAGUGUGCACCACUCCACAAGUGUGCAUUACUCAUUUAGUCACUAUUAUUUGACUUUAUUAUACACUGCAUUGUUGUUUUCACUAACUUUAGCGCACAUACCUACCUACCACUGAAAUACUUUCUUCAACCAAAUGUAGUACACUAAUUGUAAAGUACACUAGCUUGAGUGUGCAUUACUUUAUCUGUUUAUACGCCACCCAGCCUAGCAAAGAGUGUAUUAGUGUUCACUACUUUACCAAAGAAUCCUGGUAGUGCACCCUUAUAUAUUCUUUUAACUUUAUUAUGGUAAUUGCAGUGUACACUACCCUAGCACUGACUUCUCCACUCUACCCUAGUCACUAGAUGCACUGUUCUAUCAAUCAAUAUUCAUUACCUUUUAGUAGGCUCAUUGUAGUGUGCAUUCCCCUCUGGCAUAGAAGUGGUUUUGCCUGGGAUUGGUUCAUCGGUUUCCUUUUUUUUAGACAAUCACAAUUCAACCUGAACCAAACCGGACCCGCAAACUGAGGCUGAACCUGUGUGCAGGCAAAGAGGUCGUAGGUCAUAAGGCAGUCUGUACAGUGUCUAGUUCAAAGGAAGUCUAUACCAAAGUAACACACACACACACACACACACACACACACACACACACACAUACACAUACA